Mus pahari (shrew mouse) is the source of this 2687-nucleotide messenger RNA. RefSeq names its product DNL-type zinc finger (gene Dnlz). The record is from RefSeq and is a predicted model, not a curated record. Gene Ontology annotation, molecular function: zinc ion binding; protein-folding chaperone binding. Gene Ontology annotation, cellular component: mitochondrion. Gene Ontology annotation, biological process: protein import into mitochondrial matrix; protein stabilization; protein folding. The transcript is spliced from 3 exons. NCBI's taxonomy places the organism in Eukaryota, Metazoa, Chordata, Mammalia, Rodentia, Muridae. Bases 96 to 620 code for a protein of 174 amino acids.
GAGGGCCGCUUCCGGCCGCUGCGCCCGUUACCAAAAUGGUCGAUGCAGCUUCACGGGGCGGUACAAGAAAAGGCGGCUAAGGAUUCGCAGACGGGAUGUCGCGGACGGCGCUGAGCCGCUUGCCGACGCUACUUCGUAGUGUGCGGACCCAGGAUUCCGGACCGCGGCGGCUUUGGGAUUUGGGGGCUCGCCUAAAGACCGCGGAGAGACUUCGGGGCUGGGCCUGGGGCUGGCGGAGCUCGAGCUCCGCGCCGGGAUCAGGGCGUGCGGCGGCGCUGGGGCGCGUGGAAGCCGACCACUAUCAACUCGUCUACACCUGCAAGGUCUGUGGGACUCGGUCAUCCAAACGCAUCUCAAAGUUGGCCUAUCACCAGGGCGUGGUCAUCGUGACUUGCCCCGGUUGCCAGAACCACCACAUCAUCGCAGACAACCUAAGCUGGUUCUCUGACCUGAAGGGGAAGAGGAACAUUGAAGAGAUCCUAGCAGCCAGAGGAGAGGAGGUACGCCGAGUGUCUGGUGACGACGGUGCCCUGGAACUGAUUCUGGAGGCUGCUGAACCGCCUGCCACCCCAGAAGGGGGUGAGGAUCCCCCCAGCCCUGGCAAGAUGGAACAGAGCUGACCUGUACACUCCUACAGCUGUGGACUCCAGUCUUCCCAAAAGUUGCUCCCCUCAGUCGGAGCCUCUCAAGCCUGCUGUUCCUUGUCAGUAAAAAGCCAUCACCUCCAGGCACUGGGCCUGGACUCCUGUUUUUCUCUUGUGAAGUCAGAACAGCUCUGUGGCUGUCAGAGCCCAGCCUCAUGCCCACCCAUAGUGGCCACAGGGGUGGCUUCAGGGGUGGCUUUGUCCCAGUGCAGUCGGUCUCCUUCCUAAGUAGGACUGAAUCUGGUCUUGAGUUAGACUCGUGGCCUCGGGCAUUUUUUUGUUCCUCAGAGCUCUUUACUUCUUCCUCCUAUAUGAUCUGCCUUCCCCGGGCUACCCCCGGCGGCUUCUGUUGUAUGAGCUAGUGUCCAGCCCAGCCCGGAGUCUUGGUUUCUGUAGCAGAACUGGCUGCUCUGGGUGGCCAGAGGAGCAGAGCACUGCUCAGAGGCUAAGGAGAGUGAUCCAGGCAGAGGCACUCCACACACAUACACACCCCCAUGCCCCCAUGAGCUGACUGCACCUCUCAGUCCUCCUGUUUUGAGGUCCAGGAGGAGAUGCGUGGAAGUGAUGAGGGCCGUAUCAUGCCUACCUUGGUGUGUGCUUCAUCUCCUAACUUGGUUUGACACGCCUUUGGGAUAGUCUUGUGUUUAGGAAGUCAAGCAGAUGCACAAACAGGCUUUUUGUGGGAGUUUCUGGGCCCUGUGACCUUCAACAUCCGGCAGGGGGAAACCUGGGACAGGAGGGUGGGGCAGGCAGUUGACACUGACACAAUGCCUCCCUGGCUCCUGGGACCCCAGCUAGUGAUUAGCAGUUCACUCUGGGCCGUGGGAGGCCGGGUGUACUUGCAGUCUGUGCCUUCACUCGAUUACCCCCUGUCCUUCCCUCAGCAAACACCCUGCUAUUAUCCCCACCAGAGCCUCCUGUGCCAUUUGUACAAACUGUCACAUCCUAGAGGCAGAGCCAGCCUCCGACUCCAGUGUGCUCCCUGUGGAGGACACAGAGGUCAGAGGAGCUGAUUGAUCGCCUUGCUUGUGGACCUUCAAGUCAGGAGCCAGUAGAGCCUGGCUGGGCUAACUCGUCCUCAGCGGACUAGAGCUGUCGGAGGCCUGGGGCUGGCUAGACCUGACAGUAAGAGCUGGAUCUGGCGUGUCCCCUCUGGAUGGGCAGCCCAUGAUUUGGACUUAACUCCCGUGUGUGCCUUCUGCAUGGUGCUGUUCCAGAGCCCCCUUCCCAGGGAGGGUCUUCUGUGUAUCAGGCUCUCACUUGAAGCUUCGCUUUCCACACGGUCCAUUCUUGCAGACUCACCAUGGGCCACAGUUCCCAUCAUGUGGCCAGGUUCCUGACGGCCUGGAAUUGUUCUGGCUAGUUUAGUUCUCCAUUCCUUCCUCCCUCCCUUUCAGUGGAGACUUCAAGCACCACCCCAACAUCAUAGUCCCUCUUGGCCAGACCAGGGCUUUCAGUGUGACUCCUGGCGGGUGGCUUGGCUCUCACAAUACAUCCCCUUCCUGUGGCAGCCAUCUCUGGGAGCUGGCCUCCCAGCACCUGAGCAAUUUCAGCCUGCCGGGAAGGAGGCGUGGCCGCCUCUAGAGCAACCACAGUGCUCUAAGACUAAGAAUUCUCUGGGCUAUUUUACUGAUCUUGGCUAUGUUCUGCUUCCCUUGGCCCAUCAGGACACUCCCCAAAGGGCCCAGUCAGGGUCCAAGUCACAUGGGGUGCAAGUCCAGGCCUUCUCCAGGUUCCUCUGUGGCUUAGAACGGCAUAAUCCAGUGCUUAUAAUAUGAACUGCUAAGACAUAGGGCUCUGUGGCUGGGUCCAAUCCAGUUGGGGAAGCUGCUUGGAAGGGCUAGUCCUGAGUGUUAACUACUGUACUCUGACAUCCCUGGCUUCUGCUUCCUGUCUCUGAAAAGUCAGAAUAAUGGAGAACAGCAGAGAAAGCAGCAGUAGCGGCUCUGGCCCCGCCUCUCACUGUUGCACGCAGCAGGGACAUUCCUCAGGAUCCCAGGUCCCUUGUACGCUGGAAGACACUGCACUGGGCACGUCAAUACC